AAGGAACGUAGCCCCCAUCUCUCUUCCGCUCCGAUUCUAUUAUUGAAGAUGUGUAUCGCGAUAACCUUAACUCACAAGACUCAACCCCUCUUACAUGGGAUGAAAAUGACAGCCAAACGGAAUCAUGAGACAGGCACCCGCCAAUUAUGAGCUGGACUUCUCAACAGGCUUCUGGUGUCUUCUCUCUUCUCGUGCCUAAUUUUCUUCUACUGUUUCUUUCCUUUCUUCCCUUGCCUCAUUGUGGAAAUCAACCAAUGGAACAAGUGAAGCGUGGAAACCUGAGGAAUACAUUUUAAUAAGUACAUCAAUAUUCUUCGCAAUGGCCUUUGCUAUCACCAUUGAAAACCUUCUUCGAAACUUGGGAAAUAUCAACCAAUCCUUGGCCCUCUUUCGCUCACUGUUCAACAUGCUGCCAACUUUUAGCCCAACCAGGCCCACUGACUCGCAAGCGGUCGCCCUACUACCUGCAGUCAACUCUCUAGAGUCCAACAACGAGGGUGAGCCCAUCCAGACCCAGUCAGACACCAGCAUGGGCACAGGAAACACCAAGAACGAGCCUGGGCGCACCGCUCACAAGGAGCCGAAGAGAGUCGCCGUGCUCCAGAAAUCAAGGAACUCAAGGCACGUCACGGUGCAUUGCGAGGGCCUCCUCAUGGGGCACUCCAACAACCAGAUCACCGUGAUCCACGGCGGAGGGAUAGCGCUUCUAGAGGGAGCCCUUCUCUGCUUGGCUACUGCCAGCAUCACGGCCGCAGUGUUUUAUCUUAUAACUCGAACAUAAAAGAAAAACCGAAAAACACGGAAACGGAACGAAACGUGGGAAGUAAGAGGGAAUAGGGGAAUAGGAUCGGAAAGGUACGGCCAUGGUAGGAGAUUGAGGCUUACCUACAUACUGUGAGCUAUGUAGCCAAGUGAUGAGGGAGGCACAUCGGCAUUGC
Molecule: messenger RNA, 938 nt
Organism: Hypoxylon fragiforme
Lineage: Eukaryota; Fungi; Ascomycota; Sordariomycetes; Xylariales; Hypoxylaceae
Exons: 1
Coding region: 320-781 (153 amino acids)
Source: RefSeq, a predicted model, not a curated record